Molecule: messenger RNA, 1096 nt
Organism: Coffea arabica (coffee)
Lineage: Eukaryota; Viridiplantae; Streptophyta; Magnoliopsida; Gentianales; Rubiaceae
Source: RefSeq, a predicted model, not a curated record
AUAUUCGGUGGGCGCAGCUGUUGCCACUUUCCUUCCCCUUCGGAUCACGAGAGCCACCAGGGUCGAGAGGAGAAUUUUGUAUCGCGUUCGAAUUGAUUGGCCGAUCGGAUCGGCCAAAUGGAGGUCGAAUCCACCAAGAAAAUAUCUUCCAGCCAAAACCAAAGGGAAACGAGGACCAGCAGGAGGUGGAGAAGAAAAACGGUGGUGGUUUGGGCGGCCAUCAUCGGGGUGAUAUUGGUGGUUGGGUUGGUCAUGCUGAUAUUGGGGCUCACCGUCUUCAAAGCCAAACGACCUGUCACCACCGUCAACUCCGUCUCCCUCAGGGAUAUCGAUGUCUCCGUCGACGUCUUCCGGCUGAGGGUGCUGUUGAACGUCAGCCUGGACGCCAACAUCGCCGUCAACAACCCCAAUAGAGUCGGCUUCCACUACGCCAACAGCACCGCCAUCCUCAAGUAUAGAGGCCAAGACGUUGGGCAGGUUCCCAUUCCGGCUGGCCACAUUGGCCCCCGCCAGACCCUCCCCAUGAACAUCACCCUCACCCUCAUGGCCGACCGCUUACUCUCCAACUCCAAUCUCUACCGGGACGUCCUCUCCGGUACAUUACCCCUCACUACUUUCACCCGAAUCUCCGGCUAUGUCCGGAUUUUGUUUAAGAUUCACGUGGUCUCCUACACCACCUGCGACCUCGACGUGGAUGUAGGCAACAGGAGGCUUACCAACCAAACCUGUCACUACAGGACCAAAUUAUAGCCGCCGGGUCUGCCUCUUUGCUGCUGCUUGACUUCGAGGCUUCGAUUGCUGCUGCUGAUUCCACUAGGCCAGUGCUGCUACUUGCUUUUUGCUUUGAUGCACUUUGUUUUGCUUUGUGGUUGUCUCAUGUCUGUAGUUAUACUCCGUCCUCCGUCCCACCCCACCCAUUUGCAGCUGCCAUGUCCAUUCUUGAAUGUUGAUGUUGAUAUCUUCUUCUUUUGUAUCUCAGCUGCAUAUCACUCUCAACAUUUUUGUCUCUGUGCUAUGUAAAUCCGUACGUUUUCCUUUUUCUCUUGCUAGUAUAUAUAUAAAGGCACUCAGGUAGAAACGGUGGUGUUAUUUUUAA